Porites evermanni is the source of this 1983-nucleotide messenger RNA. The record is from the annotation of a GenBank genome assembly. NCBI's taxonomy places the organism in Eukaryota, Metazoa, Cnidaria, Anthozoa, Scleractinia, Poritidae.
AUGAAAUUCUCUGCAAAGGGGACAGCUGCCCAAUACGUGCGAACAGUAGCGUCGUCCAGCACUAACAUUGGCAUUGGCGUGGCUGGUUUCUACAGCUUGUUCGUCGGGGAGGUGCAAGGCGGGCAUGGCCAUGAGAGCAGUAGCCAAGAAGAUCAUUCGGUAAAAUCAUCAACCACCAGUGCAUCCGUCCUACAGUACAUUCGCACCGCCAAGAAAACAUUCCAACUCGAGCGAGACCAACUAAAUAUUUCCUUGACAGCCAGAAGAAUGGCCAAGGCGAUAACCCAGGAUGCAAAAGCCAAUGCAGCAAAGAGAGAGAAAUCAGCUCGUAUCUUCAUGGACCGAUACGGAAGCCAUUUUCCUGCAGGUGUCCAGACUCUUGGCGGUGUGUUUUUUAGCAUUGCUGAUGCCGAAAGUAAAAGCACCACAGAUACAUUCAAGCUGACUGAGACUGCCGUGGAUCACCUUAAUGCUCAAAUUUCGUUUGGCUUUCUUAGCGGAGCGUUCGGGAUUGGAGCAAGCGUCACUGGUGAGCACACCACUGGUUCAGGUAAAACUGACGAGAAACACGAGACCAGCGACAAUGAGAGAUUCACCUAUUCUGUGAAGUCCAUGGGCCCACCAGCAACGAAUCCGUCUACGUUUCACAAGUUACUUUCAUACAACUCCACCUGGGCGUUAAUUGAUCGUGGCAGCUUCGAAGGCUAUAUACCAGUCUGGGAGUUAAUCAGAGAUCUUGGGAAAGAGUUUGAGGGGGCGGCUUCUGUCCUAGAGGAAACCUGGUGCAAAGACGAAAAGGCCAGGAAGGAAGAGCGGGAAGCGCAACAAGAAAAACAGAGAAAGCUCAGAGAACAAGAAGAGGAACGAAAGGCGAAGGAAAAGCUGAUGGAAGAAGCAAGAGCCGAUUUGUUAAAAACCAAGAAAGAGCAUCUUAAUAGAGUAAGAUAAAAAUCACUUUUUUUGAAAUGCAAUUUUCACCUAAGGAUUACUCAGAUAAUGAAUAAGACAGCUAUAACUAUCCUUGAUUCAGGCGCAUUCCCGUUCAGUUUGGCCUUAACCAUCCGUAUAAAGUGAUUUUUAAAAUGUGAAGGGGAAGUCGAAUAUUUAUUGAUCAUCAGUGGAGAUUAACUAUUAAAAUUUAAGCAGACAAAAUUUAUUUUUGGCAAUAUCUACCUGCAAACUAAAUCCGACGUUAUUUAGGUGACACUUCCUUAGAGAGGCUACCUAAUGGGGUGGCAUUUUCACAACUGGAUUGACUAUAACGGGGUCGCAUUUUCAAUAAAGUUACUGGAAUGGGGUCGCACAUUUUAGGAUUUUUGGGGUAAAAAAGUUCUUCAUAAUUACGGUUAUCAAACGUACUAGAAUGUAUUUACUGUAGGUGUAACGCAAAGUGUACCUUCAAUUAAAAAAAAAAAAGGUCAAUUCAUUUUAGGAUGGCCUAUUUAAAGGAUUGAUAAAGUAGAUACUUAAAUAGACAGUGGCGAACUUGGGAUCGCGAAAAUUACAUAUUUGCCCAAAAGUGACUAAGACGGGGUCUAUAACUGGCCACAGAACAGACUAUAAUAGGGUAGAGGCUCUGAGAGGACAGCGGUACAUACCCAGCAAGGCUAACCAAAGUCAACCCCCCCCCCCUUUGUGGAAGCGUUCAGAAGUAAUAAAGAAACGAUUUUUUUUGGCUAUUUACAGGACGCUGGCAUAGAUGUUGGUUACUGGCCAACUAAUGGUAAGCUAUUCUUUAACCAAGAUUGGAUGAAACAUGCAGAUGCCUAUGAUAAGGGAAUUGAGCUGAUCAUGAAAGAUCCAUAUCAUAAUAUCUGUGAAAUCACUUGGUGGUGGCAUAUUGGAGGGUCUGGAUAUACCUUGAAGUGCUGGACCGCAUCGGAUAACACGCCUACUACUUUUGGCAAAGGAGGAGGAGAACAUGUAUUGUUCUUCAGUGAGUUGCUCUUCAAAUGGAAGGACCAAGUUCCCAGACGUGGAUAA